AGUGCAUACGUGGCGCUAGAGUAGCGAACAUGUCUCUCUGAAGUGGCAGAAAAAAGAAAGAACAUAUGUCUUUUACGUGGUCUUACUAUAGAAUUUGAUAAAAUGAGUUGGAUUAUUUCGUGUUUACUCUUAAUUAUAUCAAGUGUCUGUGUUAGGGCAUAUUUAAUAACGGUGGAUGCUCACGCAGAAGAAUGUUUUUUCAAUAAAGUCGAAGCUGACACCAAAAUGGGUCUAACAUUUGAAAUAGCAGAAGGUGGAUUUUUAGAUAUAGAUGUAAAGAUAAUCGGUCCCGACGGUAAAAUUAUUUAUCAGGGAGAACGAACAAGGAGCGACAAAUUCACAUUUGGGGCGCAUACUGCAGGAAUUUAUACAUAUUGUUUUAGUAAUGAAAAGAGUACAAUGACUCCGAAGGUUGUGAUGUUUAAUAUGGAGGUAAUUGAAAAUCCUAAGCCAGAAGAAGUUGCUGGCGGUGGAGCUGCAGAGGGUGAUCAUGGAAAGUUAGAUGAUAUGAUUAAAGAAUUAAGUACCAGUCUGUGGGGUGUUAAAAACGAACAAGAAUACAUGAAGGUGCGUGACAAAACUCACAGAGCAAUCAAUGAAAGCACAAAUUUCCGUGUCGUUGUAUGGUCUUUCUUUGAAGCCACGGUAUUAUUGCUCAUGACCUUAGGACAAAUUUACUAUUUGAAAAGAUUCUUCGAAGUUCGAAGAGUCGUUUAAUUUAGGUCAUUCCGCAAUAAAAUCAUCUGUUCAUUGUACAUUUUUCUAUGUAACUAAGUUAUAUAAGAUUAUAAAAUAUCAUCCUUUGGAAAAUUGUUUGUA
Polistes dominula (European paper wasp) is the source of this 819-nucleotide messenger RNA. RefSeq names its product transmembrane emp24 domain-containing protein 2. The record is from RefSeq and is a predicted model, not a curated record. NCBI's taxonomy places the organism in Eukaryota, Metazoa, Arthropoda, Insecta, Hymenoptera, Vespidae.